Messenger RNA from Crotalus tigris (Tiger rattlesnake), 2312 nucleotides. RefSeq names its product arginine and serine rich coiled-coil 2 (gene RSRC2). The coding region runs from base 783 to 1856 and encodes 357 amino acids. The transcript is spliced from 8 exons. NCBI's taxonomy places the organism in Eukaryota, Metazoa, Chordata, Lepidosauria, Squamata, Viperidae. The record is from RefSeq and is a predicted model, not a curated record.
AAUACUUUGUAGUGCUUGGGUAUUUGUGCAGGACAUAUUUACAAGUAUGUCAUAGCAUGUAUAAAUCUUAAGAUAUAAUUGUCUAAAUGGUAAGUACCAAAAAAAAAAAAGUAAAAUUCAGAAAGUGCUUGGAGUGAGAAGCAUGAAUGAAGCCAUCCUUAUAACAAAAAGGUAAUAAUUUUAAUUGACCAAAAUAAUUCAUGUGGAGAUUUAUUGUGGAAAAUACCAUGAUAAAAUUUUUAAUAUAAUUGAUUCCCACAGAGCUUCCAUUCCUCAGAGUUCAGCUAAGCACUUGCAAAAUUCUUUGUCCUCUCAUUCCACCUUGACCCUGAAUUUUUUUGUCACCCUUUGGGUGAGGACAUAGUUGGAGUUUUCCUGUGGUGGGGUUUGCCUGUACAACAGGAGCCAAGAGAUGAAAAUGGUUUUGAGGCCAAAGCGAGGGGACUGAGAUGAGGAAGCCAUUGUGGAAGUAUUGCUAAGGGAACCCCCGGCCUCUGGUGCAGAGGUGGUUUCAGUUCAGGAGCAUCAGCAGUAGCUAGAAAAUUCUGCUAGACAAGAGCUUUAGGUGAAAUUUCUUUAUGUGGGACCAGAAGCUUUCCCCCCCCCCCUUUGCAAUGGAAGCUCUGUUUUAAAAAAAAGUAGGAGAGUAUUUGUGAAAUUGACUAUAUUGUUUAGCUCACAUGAUAACAUUUCUAUAAUAAAUCAUACUCAGCGUGCUAAUGCGCGAAGAGACUGAACUGAAGACGCUCCAGACUCAGAUAGCAAAAUUAUAAGCCUACUUCAUGAUAAGAACCAACUUCUUCUUAAAACAGGCACGAAGACAUGGGUCCAAGGAGAAGUCCUCCAAGAAGCACAGGCCUGAAGACCACAACGAUAAAGAGCCCCCUUCCGAUAAAGGCAGAGAGAGCCUGAACUCUUCGGAGAAUGGCGAGGAGCGGCACAAGCGCAAGGAGAGGAAGUCCUCCAGAGGACGUAGCCACUCACGGUCUCGAUCUCGGGAAAGGCGACACCGUAGUCGAAGCCGCGAUAGAAAAAAGUCCCGCUCCCGCAGUCGGGAUAAAAAGCGGCGCCCAAGAUCCAGAUCUCGAUCCAGAUCCAGACACAGGCAUAGAAGUCGCAGCAGAAGCCGAACCAGGAGCCGGAGCAGGGAGAGAAAGAAGAGACCUGAAAAACCACGAAAGUUCAGCCGAAGUCACAGCCGAACUCCCAGCCCCCCACCUUUCAGGGGGCGAAACACGGCGAUGGAUGCUCAGGAAGCCUUGGCCAGACGGUUGGAAAGAGCAAAAAAAUUGCAAGAACAGAGAGAAAAAGAACUGGUUGAAAAGCAGAAGCAACAGGAAAUUGUUGCCGCGGCAGCUGCCACCGGCGGGUCAGUCAUCAACGUCGCAGCUCUCCUGGCCUCCGGGACGCAGGUCACUCCCCAAAUAGCCAUGGCAGCUCAGAUGGCAGCCCUGCAAGCCAAGGCUCUGGCCGAGACGGGAAUAGCCGUUCCCAGCUACUAUAACCCAGCAGCUGUGAACCCCAUGAAGUUCGCCGAGCAAGAAAAGAAGAGGAAAAUGCUUUGGCAGGGCAAGAAAGAAGGGGAUAAAUCACAAUCUGCGGAAAUCUGGGAGAAACUGAAUUUCGGAAACAAGGACCAAAAUGUCAAGUUUAGAAAGUUGAUGGGCAUUAAGAGUGAGGAGGAAGCCGGGGCUAGCAGCUCGGUGGACGAGGAGAGUUAUAAGACUUUGAAACAGCAAGAAGAAGUCUUCCGCAAUCUGGACGCACAGUACGAAAUGGCCAGGUCACAAACACACACCCAAAGAGGAAUGGGAUUGGGCUUUACGUCUUCGAUGCGAGGAAUGGAUGCCGUUUGAGGAAAUGCCUUUGGACAGCUUGAGACUUCUCCGACUGAGAUUCUUGUUGAGAUGUUGGCUCCACGUUCACCGAAAGCUGGCAUCCUAGCUUGCAUGGGUGUUAACAUUGACUUUAAUUUAUUGACAUUACAAAUUUUUUGUAAAUACCAGAUCAGUGAUAACUGGUGUUCCAUGUUGUAAUCAGGUUAUACUCACUUCCAUUAUACACAGCAGAGCUCUAGAAGGACGCUUCUACUUCUGUGGUUUUCAAACAGAACAGCCGAGGGUGAACUCACCACAUGGAUAUUUUGUGCCCACCGUCUCUUGUGUACUUUUUGUACUUUAAACUUGUACAGUUAUUUUCAACUCUUGGACAUGAAACACAUUGUAUUGGUGUUAAAAACUAGCAGAUCGGGCCAAUGGGUACGUAAAUGCAGUGCAACAACCUGGUUAAUAAAACUUUUUUUUCUCAAGUAA